Sus scrofa (pig) is the source of this 6286-nucleotide messenger RNA. The record is from RefSeq and is a predicted model, not a curated record. NCBI's taxonomy places the organism in Eukaryota, Metazoa, Chordata, Mammalia, Artiodactyla, Suidae.
GCGGGCCGGGGCCGCGGGCGUCCUGAGCGCAGCGCCUGCCGGGGAUGCCAAGCCGCGCUGCUGGCCCUGGCCAUGUCGUCGUCCUUCUUCAACCCCAGCUUCGCCUUCAGCUCGCACUUCGACCCGGACGGCGCCCCGCUCAGCGAGCUCUCCUGGUCGUCCUCCCUGUCCGUGGUGGCCGUGUCCUUCUCCGGGCUCUUCACCGUCAUUGCCCUCAUGCUGGCCUGCCUGUGCUGCAAGAAGGGCGGCAUCGGCUUCAAGGAGUUUGAGAAUGCCGAGGGGGAAGAGUUUGCGGCCGACUUCUCGGCACAGGGCUCCCCGGCGGCAGCGGCUCCCAACGGGCCUGACGUGUAUGUCCUCCCGCUCACCGAGGUCUCCCUGCCCAUGGCCAAGCAGCCUGGGCGCUCAGUGCAGCUGCUCAAGUCCACGGACCUGGGCCGGCACAGCCUCUUGUACCUGGAGGAGAUUGGCCACGGCUGGUUCGGGAAGGUGUUCCUCGGGGAGGUGAACUCGGGGAUCAGCAGCACCCAGGUGGUGGUGAAGGAGCUGAAAGCGAGCGCCAGCGUGCAGGAGCAGGUGCAGUUCCUGGAGGAGGCGCAGCCCUACAGGGCCCUGCAGCACAGCAACCUGCUCCAGUGCCUGGCCCAGUGCGCCGAGGUGACGCCCUACCUGUUGGUGAUGGAAUUCUGCCCCAUGGGGGACCUCAAGGGCUACCUGCGGAGCUGUCGGGUGGCAGAGUCCAUGGCGCCUGACCCCCUGACCCUGCAGCGCAUGGCCUGCGAGGUGGCCUGCGGCGUUCUGCACCUGCAUCGCCACAACUACGUGCACAGUGACCUGGCCCUGAGGAACUGCCUGCUCACGGCCGACCUGACGGUGAAGAUUGGUGACUACGGCCUGUCUCACGGCAAAUACAGGGAGGACUACUUUGUGACCGCUGACCAGCUGUGGGUGCCGCUGCGCUGGAUCGCGCCCGAGCUGGUGGACGAGGUGCACUGCAACCUGCUGGUGGUGGACCAGACCAAGGCCAGCAACGUAUGGUCCCUGGGAGUGACCAUCUGGGAGCUCUUUGAGCUGGGAGCGCAGCCCUACCCCCACCACUCUGACCGGCAGGUGCUGGCCUACGCCGUCCGGGAGCAGCAGCUCAAGCUGCCCAAGCCCCAGCUGCAGCUGACCCUCUCUGACCGCUGGUACGAGGUGAUGCAGUUCUGCUGGCUGCAGCCGGAGCAGCGGCCCACGGCCGAGGAGGUGCACCUGCUGCUGUCCUACCUGUGCGCCAAGGGUGCCACCGAGGCAGAGGAGGAGUUCGAGCGGCGCUGGCGCUCGCUGCGGCCCGGCGGGAGCGGCACAGGCCCGGGGCUGGGGGUGGCAGGCCUGGCACUGGGGGGCCCGGGCGAGCUGGCCGCCGCCUCCUCUUUCCCACUGUUGGAGCAGUUCGCCGGGGAGAGCUUCCACUCGGAGGGCGACGACGUGCUGACAGUGACAGAGACCAGCCGAGGCCUCAACUUUGAGUACAAGUGGGAAGCGGGCCGCGGGGCCGAGGCCUUCCCGCCACCGGGGGGUGCGCUGAGUCCCGGCUGCGACGGGCGCCUGCAGGAGCUCUGCGCCCUGGAAGGCGCGCCCCCCGGCGUGGUGCCCGUGCUCAGCGCUCACAGCCCCUCUGUGGGCAGCGAGUACUUCAUCCGCUUGGAAGACCCAGCACCUGCCUCGGGCCACGACCCCGACUGCGCCGGCUGUGCCCCCAGCACCCGAGCAGCGGCCCUGCGCCCAGAUGGCAGCGACCACGACGACGACUCUGAUGGCAGCGCAGGCGCCUCGCUGGCCAUGGAGCCUCUGCUGGGCCACGUGCCACCUGCCGACGGCCCCUGGAGCCACUGUGACUACUAUCCGUGCAGGAGCCAUGCCCGCGACCUGGCCCGCGCCUCGCGCUCACCCUCGCCGGAGACCUUGAUGCUGGAGGAGCCGGGAGCAGAGGAUAUCGCCUGGGGCGUGGGGGCCUUCUGCCCACCCUUCUUCGAGGACCCGCUGGGCACAUCCCCGUCGGGGAGCUCUGGGGCCCGACCGUCCCCAGGCGGGGAGGAGCUGGGGGAGGCCGAGGUGCCCAGGGCCGCCCAGCACAGACACUGGAGCUCCAACGUGUCAGCCAACAACAACAGUGGCAGACGAGCACCGGAAUCCUGGGACCUGGACCACACAGGCGGCUACUUGGACUGCUGCCCUGGCGUGAAGCAGACCCUACGGGCCGUCCCUGAGCUGGGCCCUCCCCUGACCCCAGAGGACCCCAGAAAGCCUCUCCCUGGGCCCAAGGGGGCCUCCCCUGGGCAGGAGCUGGGCGGCUGCCUUGCUCCCCAUCUGUACCCUGCCGAGGGCUUGUCACCUGCCCCCUGCCUGGUCACACCCCCCUGGACGGAGGCGGCUGUAAGGGGGGACAGCCCCCAGGCAGAACCCAGGCUUGCCGAGGAGGCCGAGGGCCCUGCCAGAGUCCAGCUGCCCCUUCCCUCCCUCCCAUCCCCAUCCCAGGAGGGGGCCCUGCUUCCUGCCGAGGAGGCCAGCACCCCGCCCACCCUGCCCGCCUCACCCACGCCCACAGGCAGCCACGCGCCUGCCCCCGAACCGGCCCAGACCCUGGGCAGCGGCAGCGGCAGCGGCUCUCCUGAGCUGGAGGCACCGGGCAGUGAAGAGGAGGACACGACAGAGGCCACUUCUGGUGUCUGCACGGACUUGUCCAGCGACGGCCCCCAGGCUGAGAAGCCAGACGUGACAGCAGCCUUCCGCCCCCUGCAGAAGCAGGGGGGAACCCCGGACUCCUUGGACUCCCUGGACAUCCCGUCCUCAGCCAGCGAUGGCGGCUGCGAGGGCUUCAGCCCGUCAGCGGCUGGCACCCCUGGCGGGCAGCCCCGAGCCCUGGACAGUGGUUAUGACACAGAGAACUACGAGUCCCCCGAGUUUGUACUCAAGGAGGCGCACGAGCCUGAGGCCUUUGGGGAGCCGGCCUCGGAGGGGGAGAGCCCGGGGCCUGAGACUCGGCUCCCGGCCUCCCUGGGCGGCCUCAGCGAGAAGAACCCCUACCGAGACUCUGCCUACUUCUCAGACCUGGACCCCGAGCCAGAGCCCACCCUGGGCCCUGAGGAGAAGCCAGGAAGUAGCCCAGCUCGCAGGCCAGGGCCUGACCUGGAGGACCCGAAAAGCCCCAGGCUGCAGCCUGUGCAGCCCUCCCCUGAGUCUGGGGUGCCCCAGGGGGCACAGGGUGCCAGCCCCGGGGAGGCGCCCCCACUGCCACUGCCACUGCCUGAGGACGCGUCUCCAGAGCCCAGCGCCUGCCCCACAGGCCCCAGGCUGGAGCCUCCCUGGCCCCAAGAGCCAGCCCAGGUGCCACCAGUGCCCGGUCCUGGGCGUUCUAAGAUUUUCCUGCAGGCUCUGGUCUCACUCAACUCGGAGAGCCACGGCCCGGAGCCCCAGGAGGCCCUGGGACUGCUGUCGGGGCCAGGGCUGCAGGAACGGACCGGGGGCCCAGGUGCCUCCAGAACCCCACUCUGCCUGGCCCUGCCGGAACUCCCCUCGGCUCCGGAGCGCCGGCCGGAGGAGGAAGAGGAGGAGAGCGAGGACAGCGACGAGUCGGACGAGGAGCUGCGCUGCUACAGCAUCCAGGAGCCGAGCGAGGAGAGCGAGGAGGAGGCGACGCCCGUGCCAGUGGUGGUGGCGGAAAGCCAGAGCGCGCGCAACCUGCGCAGCCUGCUGAAGAUGCCCAGCCUGCUGUCUGAGGCCUUCUGCGAGGACCUGGAGCGCAAGAAGAAAGCCGUGUCCUUCUUUGACGACGUCACCGUCUACCUCUUCGACCAGGAAAGCCCUACCCGGGAGCUCGGGGAGCCGUUCCCCGGUGCGAAGGAGUCGCCCCCCGCCUUCCUGGCGGGCGGCCCGGGCUCCCCCAGCGCCCCCUGCCGGCCACGGCGGGCAGACCGCUCUCCCGAGGGCACCGACACGCAAGGCGGAGGGUUCGAGUGGGACCACGGCCUCCCGCUGACGCAGGCCCAGGAGCCCACCCCGCCGGUCCCCGCGGCCCCCCCGGCGCCGGCCGCGCCCGGGCCCUUCUCGCGCUUCACCGUCUCACCAGCGCCUGCGUCCCGCUUCUCCAUCACACACGUCUCAGACUCGGACGCCCGGCCCGUGGGAGGUGAGGCUGCGGUGGGGCUGGUGGGAGGGGACCCUGAACUGCGUCGGGGGCAAGGGCAGCCAGAGGGGGCACCUACUGGGUGCGAGGCUCAGCACUCAUUUCUUGUUUUCUGGACAGACUCAGUUUUCAGAAGGGGAAAAAGGCUUGGAGACAUCAGGUCCUGCCAGGCCCGUCUGUCGUAGCCACCUUGGUGUGUGGCCUCAGCUCCCUGGGGAGAGGCAGUGCCCCAGGGCUGAGACUGGACAGUCUGGUUCUCCUGUCCCAUGCUUUUCUCCCUCCUCAGAAGGCACCAGGCUGGCCAGAGUGCCCCACCCACCUCUCCUGCCAGAACCUUCCCAGCCCCUGCAGGUCUGUCUCAUCCAGUGACCGGGCCCCCUGCCCCAGCACCUCUCAGCUCUGAUGGCUCCUGUCCAGAGGAGCAGGGGGUGGUGGCUCAGGGCCCCGACGGGCACCUCCUCCUCCCUCCACUCCUGUCAGCCUCAGACUAGGAGGACACAGCCCUGCCCAGCUGCCCACCCCCAAUCUGGGGGCUUCCCUGAAAGCCCACCUCAUCCUCUGGCCCCAGCCCCGCCCCUGUGCCCUCAGCCUGUGGCUGUGGCCUCCAGGGAAGGGCCUGCCGCCCUGUCACAGUGUGCUCACAGCAGGUGUCUGAACAAGCAGGUCACCAGGAGACCCGUGUGUGACUGGCCAGCCAGUCCUCUCAGAUCUGUCUCUCUCCCGGUGAGAGGAGCACCCAGAGGGUGCGUGCUGGGCGUUGGGCCUGGGCCCAGCCCUGGUGAUAGGUGGCAAGGCUGAUGGUCCAGCUGCUACCUCCACAGGCAGGCAGGCCAGCUGCAGGCCUAGCUGCUCAGGGGCUCUAAGCCAGGGAUCGAGGCCAGGCUGGAGUCCUGGGGGAGGCCCUCUCAGGAGUCCCUGGGUCCCCAGCGUCUCCCCACUCAUGUGGCACCUCCUGUUUGACAGGCCCAGAAGCAGAUGCUGGGGGCAGCUGUAAAGAGGCUUGAGGCCCUGGCGGCACCUACUCGGAGCCCCUGCCGGUCCGGUUCCCAGCAGCAGCGGGACUGACCGAGAGUGGCGGGGACCUUGGCCUGGCAGCGGUCAGCAGCAGCUUCCAGCACUUCGGUGCCCCCCACAGCACCCUGGAGGAGCAGGGUGGAGAGAGUGGCCCGCCGCUGGCCUGGACGGUGGAGCAGCUGUGCCCACCAGCACAGCGCUGGGCUGGGGGCAGGAUCGCUGCGGACACUCGGGUUUGCUGCUAGCCACAAGAUGCCCUCUGGCCCAGACCCGGGCCACGCCCGCCCUGCAGCUGCCCCUCUGCCCUGGCCUCCGCUGUCGGACUGCUGGGCCUCUGAAGCCAGGAGACCUCACGUGCCCUGUCCGCUGGUCCCUGAGGUGUACUGCUGGCCGCUGUGUCCUCCCCCAUGAGAGCAGGCACAAGCCCAUUGCCACGGCCUCUCCCUGGCCCCGUCCCCCUCUCUGCCAGUUCAAGAUUUUCUCAGAGUACGAAGAGGACCUGGGCUCUCGGGCCCCAGCUCCAAGUCUGAGGCUGCUUUUCCUUCACUGAAUCAGCUAGACCUGUAAGCUCUCUCUCCCCAUGGGGUUGGGGCCUGCUCCUGCCUGGGUCCCGCUGGAACCCUGCGAAUAGCCAACGUGGGCAGGCCAGAGAUGGGGGCCUUUCAGGCUGCAGUCCUGCCGCCACGGCCCUGGUCCAGAGGUUCCCCGCGGGUGGCUGGUGCAGGCAGCUGUCCUCUGCAGGGUACCGCCCGGCCUGGCCCCGCUGCCCAAGGAAAGUGGGUGCUGUAGCCCACGGUCAGUGUCAGGGGCUUCCUAGCGCAGGGAUGGGGACAGGGGGAAGGGUGGGGGGGCAGCACAGGGGUAUUUUUGUAACCGCUAUCGUGGAGCAAAUGGAUGCGGGCUGCUUUUAAGUUAGUGUUGCCAAAGAGAUGUAAACGUUUAUUGUUGCUUUGGGGGUGUGGGUGGGGACUUGUUUGGGGUGGUUUUUUUUGUUGUUGUUUAGUAGUUUGAGGCUUAUGAUGCUGGUGCAAUGAGUUUCUUGUUCCUUUUUUGUUUGUUUUUUAAGAGAAAUCGAAGCUAAGGAAAAAAAAGAAGCCUUCAUGCUAA